AUGUCUGCCUUGAAGGAUACCCCCAGAAUACAGGCACUCAUGCUGACUGGGCAUAUCCCUAUAUUAUCUAAUGGGAGCAGGGACGUGACUGAACAGCCUACCGACAUUGAUUUUCAACUGCUCGUUCAAGUCCCCCAUUGGCGAUUGCGUCACUUUGUUCUCGGCAAAGGGCUCAGGAUACGCUGUCGGAAGUCCUCACCUCCCGUACAUCAAUUUGUAGAAUUUAGAUUCCAUGGCGACAUCAGCUGGAAUGGAGAUCACUAUGUGCCAAACGGUAUCAACUGGUACAUACGAAACUCGAGGAGCACGCUUCGAGUGUUCUCCACUACUCGUGUUGACUAUCACCCUACCAUGCUUCCUUUACCAAGGAGAAAUGGGCUCCUCUCCACGGAAAUUCUCGACCUCGGUCACGAUAUCCCCGCACAUACCGCCCUUGCAGGUGUAAAAGAACUGAUGUGGCUCAGGGCUAACUUUUCAUUCGGUGGGCGACAGUUCAUUAUACCGGUGUCCCUGAUCUCAAGGAUGAAGAACCUUGUUCACCUUGGUAUUGACGCUGGGUACUAUUAUUGGGAUCGCGAUCUCGACAGUUGGUUGAAGCUUUUUCCAAACCCCAGCAUACCCACCGAUACGACCCCAUCCUUCUCGACUAGCCUCAGAAGGUUGACUAUUAUCGGCUAUUAUAGCAUAAAGUACCCGAUACAGUUCGUACAGAAGCGACUUCAGAGUGUGUUUGAGGACGAGGUUGAAGUCCGUCUCUAUCCGUCUCUUCGCGAAUAUAAGGAUGAGGUUGUAAGUCUCAAAGCACUUUCUUUUUUUAUCUAUUCAUCUGAUCUAUCACCCCAGGCUCUCAAGCUCAUACCACGGGAAUGUACAAUUUCCUCGUCGAUGAUCAUCGAUGAUUGGUUCACCAUGACCACUUUGGUCAAUCAAGCGCAUGAGCAGCCUUCUACUUCUUUGGCAUCCAAACUGGCGCCAACACAAGCUUUUGGUCAAGAAGUGGAAUUAGAUUGA
Messenger RNA from Acaulospora colombiana, 1011 nucleotides. The record is from the annotation of a GenBank genome assembly. NCBI's taxonomy places the organism in Eukaryota, Fungi, Glomeromycota, Glomeromycetes, Diversisporales, Acaulosporaceae.